AUGUAUCGCGUCUCUAAUAUUUAUGUGCUCGCCGCAUUUGGUACCAUUGGCGGUGGUCUCUUUGGCUUUGAUGUCAGCUCAAUGAGCGCCUGGAUAGGCGUAGACGCCUACAAAGAAUACUUCGGAAACCCUGACUCAAAUCUGCAAGGCGGAAUAACAGCCUCCAUGUCCGCCGGCUCCUUUGCCGGCUCAAUAUUCGCAGGCUGGUUGAGCGAUUACCUCGGCCGGCGCCGCUCCCUAAUGGUUGCAUCCUGGAUCUGGAUCGUGGGCGCAAUGGUACAAUGCAGCGCGCAGAACGUCACGCAUCUCGUCGCGGGAAGGGUGGUCAGUGGACUCGCGGUCGGCAUCACCUCUUCCCAAACCCCAGUUUACAUGUCCGAGCUUGCGCCUGCGAGAAUCCGAGGCCGGAUCGUCGGUGUUCAACAGUGGUCUAUUGAAUGGGGGAUGUUGAUCAUGUAUCUUAUCGCCUAUGGUUGUGCGGUCGGGGUGUCAGGGCCGGCUGCAUUCCGGAUCUGUUGGGGCAUUCAGGCUGUUCCUGGCCUUGUUUUGUUUGUUGCGUUGUUCUUCUUCCCCGAGUCGCCGCGUUGGUUAGCAGGGAAGGAGCGGUGGGAGGAGACGCUCGACACAUUGGCAUUGUUGCAUGGGAAUGGUGAUCGGACCGAUCCUGUUGUGCAGGUUGAGUUUGAGGAAGUGCAGGAGGCCGCUCGAAUUGCGCACCAGGCAAAGGAUGUCUCCUUCCUUGCACUGUUUGGACCUAGAAUUUGGAAGCGGUCACUUUGCGGUGUGAGUGUCCAGGUUUGGCAACAGUUACUUGGUGGAAAUGUGGCGAUGUACUAUGUUGUGUACAUUUUUGAGAUGGCUGGAAUGAGCGGAAACUCGUCACUAUACUCGGCUGUCAUUCAAUAUGUCAUUUUCGUAUUUACGACCGGUGUCAUGCUCCCCUUCAUCGACCGGGUUGGACGGAGACAAUUACUACUCAUCGGAUCAGUAACCUGCAUGGCUGUCCAUGCUGUCAUUGCCGCCGUGAUGGCCACAAAGGGACACGCCGUGGAAAGUGUAAACGGCAACGCAAACUUGACAUGGGAGAUCAAGGGUGACGCUGGUAAAGCUGUCAUCGCGUUCUCAUACAUUUUCACAGCUAUAUAUGGCUUUACUUGGGCACCUACAGCCUGGAUCUAUGCCUCGGAAGUGUUCCCCCUAAAGUACCGUGCCAAGGGCGUUGGCCUCUCAGCCUCCGGAAACUGGAUCUUCAACUUCGCCCUAGCCUACUUUGUCUCUCCAGCAUUCCACAAUAUCCAAUGGCGCACAUAUGUCAUCUUCGCCGUUUUCUGCUUCGUCAUGUCGUUCCAUGUGUUCUUCCUCUAUCCAGAGACAGCCGGGCGGACUCUAGAGGAGAUUGAUAUGGUAUUCGAUACAAAUGUCAAGCCGUGGCAGACAAGUGUUAUUUCAAGCAGGUUUGAUGAGGAGAUUGGCAAGAAGGGUGACGGUGUUGAAGAAGUCGAUCAUAAGGAGGUUGUUUGA
Penicillium verhagenii is the source of this 1521-nucleotide messenger RNA. RefSeq names its product sugar porter family MFS transporter. The coding region runs from base 1 to 1521 and encodes 506 amino acids. Gene Ontology annotation, cellular component: membrane. The transcript is spliced from 5 exons. The record is from RefSeq and is a predicted model, not a curated record. Gene Ontology annotation, molecular function: carbohydrate:proton symporter activity. Lineage: Eukaryota; Fungi; Ascomycota; Eurotiomycetes; Eurotiales; Aspergillaceae. Gene Ontology annotation, biological process: carbohydrate transport; transmembrane transport.